Molecule: messenger RNA, 921 nt
Organism: Porites evermanni
Lineage: Eukaryota; Metazoa; Cnidaria; Anthozoa; Scleractinia; Poritidae
Source: the annotation of a GenBank genome assembly
AUGAACUCAACAGCUGAAUGCAAUAUAAACUCGACAGAGGGUUUUAUUGACGGUAAGAAAUGUGCUACGCAAAGAACUCUCGUCAUAAUAAACUGCGCUCUGAACGCUCCACUUAUCCUGAUUUCUAUCAGUGGUAACACAUUGGUAGUGGCCGCCAUGAUAAAAACGCCACGCUUUCGAUCAUCUUCAAUGGUGAUGCUACUUAGUUUGGCUGUUUCGGAUCUUCUUGUUGGAUUAAUUUCCCAGCCAUUUUUCGUUGCAAGUGAACUCACGAAGAAUACACUUCUCGAAAAGCUGUCCGAAAUGAUUGAGUUCAUUCUUUGCGGGAUUUCUCUCUGCACAAUGACAGCCAUAAGCGUUGAUCGAUUUAUGGCUGUCCAAUACCCCAUGCGAUAUCAGUCAGCCAUUAUAACAAGACCCCGGGUAACAUAUGCAUCGAUAACAGUCAUAUGGAUCGUCAACGUUUCUUCUUUAGGCCUGUAUCUGUGGCACUGGCCUACAUAUUUUGGAAUAAUGGCGGUAUGCCUCUUUGCUUGUCUUACGCUUUCAACAUUCUCGUACGUGAAAAUUUACCUGAUUGUUCGGCAGCAUCUGAUUCAGAUCCGAGCUCAAGAAAUGGCCGCGUCGCAAGGUAUUAGUGAGGGGCAGACAACAAAUUUGCUGCGAAAUAAAAGAAGUGCUAUAAACACAUUUAUUUUUUACAUUGUCAUGAUCCUAUGCUACAUUCCUAUUCUCAUAUCAAUAGGUCUUUCGAGCAUUUCGUAUAAGGAUUGGACAGAAGCAUGGCAUAUGGCUGAGACAGUGGCGUUUUUCAAUUCGUCUAUAAAUCCAUUAUUAUAUUGUUGGCGUCUGAGAGACCUUCGAGCGGCAGUUAUGAAAGUCUCAAAACAGUUUUUCUGUAAGAAAAAAGAUGAAGGAUAA